AUGGCUUUCAACUUCGGUGCGUCCAACCCUGCUGGGGGAAGCGCCUCUGCGGAGCUUGGUUCAGAGCUUCCCGAUGUUUUUACCGAUGAAGUCGGUUUCAAAGGAGUCUCCGGGGACGCAAAUAUCCGCUUCCUUCCAACGGCAUGGCCCGACAACGCGCUUCCUGCUCCUACUUCCUCACUUCUGGCUGUCGCACACACCAAAGGCCUCGUUGUUGGCGCUGGCCCAGAUGCGCUGGUAAUAGGUACAACUGAUGUUGUCAGAAAGUCCAUCGAGGCGCCAGCUGGAGAAGAUAUGGAGAAGACGAAGCCAUUCCAGCCUAUCGCCACAAUUCCCCUUCCUUCUCGUCCUACUCAUGUGGCAUUCACACCGGGCGACGACGGCUUGAUUCUCGCCACGGAGAAUGGCUCCACAAUCUCGGUUUUCGAUACAAACACCCUCACACAAGGAAAUGCGCAGCCAGCGAUUUCAAUUCCUACGAAUGGCGUGUCGCUACGAGCACUGGCACCAAACCCUGAGCCUUCCUCGACACUUGUCGCGCUGGUCACCGUUAAUGGCGAGCUUCUUAUCGCCGAUCUCAAGGCUGGGAGCCUAGUUCCUGGACCCAAUGGCCCGGUUCUCAAGGAUGGUGUCAGCUGUGCUUCAUGGAGCAACAAAGGAAAACAACUUGUUGCUGGAUUGGCCGAUGGCACUGGAUACCAGAUGACCCCAGAUGGAACGAAGAAGGCUGAAAUUCCUCGGCCAUCUGACCUGGAGGGAGAUUGCCACAUUUCAUCAAUCGCAUGGCUUGAGAACGAUGUUUUCUUUGUGACAUACACACCAAAUGUUUCAGAGGAUGAUAUGGGAAUGAACCCAGCUUCUUCAUACUACAUCAUAACCCGCCGCAAGCAGGCGCCGUUCCUCAUCCAGAAAUUGCCAGAAGUCUGCUCGACUAUGGGCUUUAUGCUGAAACGUGGUCCUGCAUUCCAAUUUAUCACCAGAAUUAGAGAGUACAAGCCUCACUUGAGAGAUGUCUUGAUUGUCGCGUCAACUGCGUCAACUGAUCUCGGGCUCAUUACGCGAUCUGAUCAGCCUCUGGCCAACGAUGAGCGAACCAAACUUCAUGUUGGUCAGUUCAUGACCACAGAAGUAAGCGACGACACCAAACGUGCUAGUGUGCCGUUGAAGGACUCUGGAGAUGAGACAUCCGUCAUCGGCCUGGCACAAAACUUGUCAGCCACGGAAAAUGUCAUUGCACCGCUUCCAGGUUCUGAUAUCUUGGAGAGCUCGACGCCCCUUCCUGGGGUUCUUCUUCUAAAUAAUGAUGGUAUCCUUUCGUCUUGGUGGUUCGUUUACGCUGAUUCCAUUCGCCAAAAUAUCCCAUAUUCGGGGUUGAUCUCGUCUGGUCAGGCAACUCAAGCUCCCUCUCAGCCACAGGCUGUAGCUCCAACCCCGGCACAGCAACCUGCAUUUGGCCAGUCAUCGUUCGGAGGUUCAUCGGCAUUUGGCCAACCAGCUUUCGGGAAGCCAGCUGGAGCUUCCGUCUUUGGUAGCCCAUCUACCUUGGGAGCUUCAACCAUGGGUGCAACUGCUUUUGGAAAACAAAGUGCUCCAGCAUUUGGUAGUCCGUCCCGGCUUGGUGGAAGCCCUAGCCCGGCCUUUGGAAAGCCAUCGUCCCCGGCCCUUGCUCCCGCUUUUGGGACCCCCUCUCAGCCGGGCGCAUCAUUCGGCACUCCUAGUACCCCUGGACAGCCACAGUUCGGGAAAUCUGGAUUUGGGGCUAUAGGAUCUGGACAGUCUACCUCCCCGGCAAACCCAUUCGGUGCCAAAGGUGUAGCAUCUGGCGGUGCUGGCUUCAGCGCCUUCUCCGGUGGAGGCGGCUUCAGUGGCUUUGCAACAGCAAAGCCGGGGGAGUCACCAUUCGCAGCGAAACAGCCAGGUGGAUCACCGUUCGCGGCCACACAGUCAAAAGGGUCGCCCUUCGCAAACGCCUCUUCUGCCUCGCCCUUUGGAGCCAAGUCUCAAACCCAGACCUCAUUCCCGCCUCAAGCAUCCAAUGAAGUCAAGAAUCCGUUUGGCGCCGCACAAGGUGGCUUUGAGCUCAAAUCUGCCUUCAAGGGCGAUGGUUCGGCUGCCAAUGAUGGACCAAAUGCAGACAAAUCUUCUUCUGGUGCGUUCUCAUUUGGUGGCUCCUUUGAUGAGAUGGUGUCAACGCCCCGCAAGGGAAGCUCAUCACCGAGUGAAUCAAUGGAUGACACUGAAGAUAUCGAGCCUGUGAAUAAGGAGACAUUUUCAAUUUUCGGCGGGGCAAGCAAACCUGCUUCACAGACUCCUACAUCAACGUUCAGUUCAAAGACAACGCCUUCGGCCGAGAACACCAAGUCGGCAUUCUCGAUGUUUGGCAGUAGUGCUGACCAAAACCGCGUGACCAGCCCAUUGUCAGCACUGUCUGAUAAGACAGAGACACCCAAGAAGAAUUGGCCUAACACAUCAAGUCUCGAUGUAGAGGCACCAUUGCCACCAGAUCCUACCAGCCGGGCUAGUUAUGCCGCUGGAGAUACUUCUGCUUCUUCCAAUGUGUCGAAGUGCUCCGCCGAGGAUGUCCCGCUUCCUCCCGAUUUCACUAAGGCGAAGAAGGCUUCACCAAAACCUGAAGAGGACGCCCCUCUACCACCCGAUUUCCUCAAUCAGAAGAAACCUGCCCCCAAGAUCGACGACGCCCCCCUUCCUCCAGACUUCCUAACAAAGUCCAAAAAGGUUGAGGCUGCGGCUGUUCCCGACGACGCUCCCCUUCCUCCAGACUUCCUGACAAAGUCCAAAAAGGUUGAGGCUGCGGCUGUUCCCGAGGAGGCACCUCUGCCUCCUGACUUCACCGCAAAGCCAAAGACCAAACCUUCCGAAGAGGCAGUUCCAAUCCCUGAUGAAUCUGAUGAAUCGGGUAUCUCCGAUGCAGAUUCUGAGGCCGCAGCCGGGUCAGACUUCAGUGAUAGUGGCGAAGAAAUUACACAUGACGAAGCAUUAAUCGCCAAAUCCAAGCAGUCAGCUCAGAGCUCGUUUGAUGCAGCUUCCGAGCAAAGCUCCACCGGAGGAUUCUUCGAUAGUCCUGCUCGCAAUGUGAAUGACAAAGGCCGCCUUCCCCAGCAGCUAUUUGGGGAGAUCCCUAAGCAGGCACUGCUCCCUCCCCCGGUCUCUAUCGCGAAAGGUAAUCGUGAGCCCUAUCGGUCACCGAGUCCAGUUCGGGUCGGAGGGAAGAAGAACGUGCUAUUCUCCGAGAAAUCACACAGCCGUAAGGGGUCCACAGGCGCAUUGCAUUCGCGUAAGGCAUCUCUUACCCAUAUCGCCCAGCGUAGCGGCCACUUGAGAAAAGCCAGCGAUGUUGCUCGUGAGGAGCGUGAGGAGCAAGAGAAGCAAGCACGUGCACAUGCAGCAGCUCAAAUUCAGGAAGAUGAUGUUUUAUCUUUGUCAGACGAUGACGAGGACGAUAGACUUCGUGAUGAACUGGCUCAGCCCGUUGAGCCUGUUGAUACCCUGGACCCAUUCUUGCCCCACCAAAACUACAUGGGCGACACUCCAAAGCCAGGUAUUGCCGGACAGGUAGAACGGCUCUAUCGUGACAUCAACUCUAUGGUAGAUACCUUGGGUAUAAAUGCUAGGUCAAUGGCAGGAUUCCUUCUGUACCAACAGCCCAAGAAACUCUCUGAUAUUGAUGAGUGGGUGAUCGUCAUGAACGGCGACCAGCCCGCUGACAUUCUCGACACCAAGAUGACCUUCAAGGACAUUGAGAGAUUUGAAGAGUUGAUUGCUUCAAUUUCGCGAUCAUUGGACAACCAGCGGGUGCAGGGGGUGGAUGAAAAGCUCGAUGCAUGCCGUGACCUGCUCACAAAGCAGAUUGUCACCUUGCGAGGCCAGUUCGCAAGCAUUCGCAAGACUCUUGACGCACACACUGACAUCGGCGCUAUUCUCGAAGCACCACUUUCCGCUGAGCAAGGUGCGCUCCAACAUGAUCUGCGCACCACAUUCACGAAUAUCCAGGUCGAGAUUACCGCUCUCGAACAGGCAGUCUCUCUCCUGCGUGCCAAAAUCGCCGAUAUUCCGCAAACGAAUGGCGGAGGCAGAAACCGACCAACCGUCGAGGCUGUCACCAAGACUAUUGCUACAAUGAUGAGCAUGGCCGAGGGAAAGAGCACAGACAUCGAUGUUCUCGAGGCACAGAUGCGCAAGCUCGGCGUGGACAUUGUCUCCACAGGGCCUCCAAGCCGUGAAGGCUCCCCAUUCUCUACUCCCCGCAAGAACGCCGCUGGCCGUAUACCCAUGACUCCUGGGUCGCGAGGCUCGAUUGACGGUAGCGCCUAUCACACCCCCGAUUCCGUUUCACGCGGUCUCAACUUCCGGGCCAGCAUCAAUGGCUCUGUGAGACAGAGCCGUCUCCGCAGCGUGGAGGGUGCUGGUGAGCCUGCCCUCCCGCAAGAAGAUGCCAUCCAAUAUAAGGCCAACAGGUCGCGUCGCCAGCGCUUGAAUGCCAACUUGAAGAAGGCCUUCGAGGACAAGCAGGCAAAGGUGCGCAGCGUCGACUGGUAG
Molecule: messenger RNA, 4557 nt
Organism: Penicillium roqueforti
Lineage: Eukaryota; Fungi; Ascomycota; Eurotiomycetes; Eurotiales; Aspergillaceae
Product: FG-nucleoporin NUP159
Exons: 3
Coding region: 1-4557 (1518 amino acids)
Biological process (GO): RNA export from nucleus; protein import into nucleus
Cellular component (GO): nuclear pore
Molecular function (GO): protein binding; structural constituent of nuclear pore
Source: RefSeq, a predicted model, not a curated record